UCUUGUUGUUGGCAAAGGCGGACCGACGUCCCUCCACAUGUUUGACCCCGCGCGCUAAAGGCACGUUGCAAGCUGCCACCUGCACCUCUACAAGCGGACACACCUUCGUCCGCAGGCUGAUGCCGCUGGAGAUCCAUUAGCGCGCCGUUGACCUUGUCGACCUGCUUGCCUGGCCCGAGUCCUGUUCGGCCACAUCUCGCCGACGAUGACGACAUCCCUCGGGUUCGAUAAGCCCGUUGCGGCCUCGGCCGCCGGGGACGCCUCCGAUCCCUUUCUGGCGAGCCCUUCGGGACCGACCCACCUGCGGCACUCCAAUUUCGACACCCAGCUCUUCGCCCUUGCCCCUGGCUCCUCCGCCGAGCAGGUGAAGCGCGCGAUCGAGGCGCAUCUGCGGGACACGGAGCGGCGGAUGGAGGAGGCGGGAAAGCUGGGCACCGCUCUCGUUCAGCAGCAGAAGCAGCUCACCGAGAAGUUACGGGAGGUGGAGCAGCUGCAGUCCGAGGCUGAGCUCAGUCCGGAACUGCGACAGCGACUCAUUGAGAUCGAAAAGGACUACAACGAGGUGGCCAGGGAGAGCGCUCGAGCCCUGCUUCCCAAGCAGAGGGUGCCCAGUAAUGAGGCCCAAGGCUCUCCGUUCUCUCCGGACAAAGCUGCCAGCAGGCGUUCUGUGAGUCCGUCCAAGUUCGAGAGUCUUGCUGCACCAUCCCCGACCAAGUUCGGCAUCCCAAACCGCAAAAUACGCAAUCAGCCGGCAAGUCGGGUGCACGAUAUCGAGUUCGCAGCCGAGAUCAGCACCUCCCUGAUCGCCCAGGUUCGGAACCUGCAGGCCUUGCUUUCCGAGAGGGAAGAAGAGCUUAAGGAGGUCAAGUCGGAAAGAUCGAGACUGGAGAUUGAAGUCGAGGGAUUUCAGCAGCGCCUGAAGAGCCUGGACGAGAGCGAGAGUCGAUACAAGGACGAGAACUGGAACCUCGAGACCCAGAUUCACGAGCUGAUUGCGGCCCAAAAGGAGGCGGCCGAGCGCGAGAAGAAGCUCACGCAAGCGCUCAACGUUAUCCAGGCGGAGAGAAACGCCGCUCAGAGGGAGCUGGAAGAGGUCAAGGACAGCUUGGCAAGGCAGGACGAGAAGCACUCUGCAGAGAUCAAGAACCUCGAGAUCGAGCUCGGCACAAGUCGCCGGUCCGCCGUGCUCUUUGAGACCGAGCGCUCGGCCCUGCAGCGGAAGGUCGAUGAGCUCACCGGCCAGAACCAGGAGCUGGCCAAGGCCUUCUCCGCCCUCCAGCGCGGACGGGCGCUCGACCGUGAGGCCCCCCACGGGGGAAGCGAGGAGGAUUCCAACUCAGCUCCUGAUCAUAACACGCCCGAGCACUCGCCGCCCCCGUCGCCGAUGAAGCCGACCCCUCGUCACUCCGCGCUGGAAUCUGAAACGCUCAAGACGUCGCUCGGCCACGCUCAGCGUACCAUCCAGACUCUCCGGACCAACAUCCAUCGCGAAAAGACGGAGAAGCUGGAGCUAAAACGCAUGCUCCAAGAUGCCCGGGACGAGAUUGAGAAGCUCAGGAGUGACCCGCACCCUCAGCCCAAGAGAAUCCGAAAGGCCGAGCUGCGCGAGUCCAAGAAGCCUUCCUUCAAGCUGAACCGGCUGGGCGUUCCACGAUCGAGUAGGACCGAAGUGGUCGAGGAUCCGGAUUGGGAGGACCAGUCGGAAGGGCCGUCUCCUCGUGCCCUUUCGCAUCGCGGCUCCGUCUUGCGCCUUUCCGGCGAUGCUGGCGCCCAACGCCCUCUGGAUUCGAACAGCGACCAGUUCGAGACGGCCCACGAAACCAGUGACGCGGCCUUUGAGACUGCCCAUGAGCGAGCGACGGAAACCGAAGAUUUCCAGACCGGUAUCGAGGACAUGUCAGACGACGACGACGACGCCGCGACGGAGACGGAGGCUGGCCCGUCCCGAGGGGCUCACUCGAUCAAGCGCCCUCCGCCUCUGCCCCCGCACCAGUCCAGCAACCAGUACUCGUUCGACAGCACCGCCUCGACCUCGAGCGACGAAGAUGACCAUCCGGUUGGCUCAGAGAUGAAGACGCCGACAGCGGGACCGAGAAUCCGCAUGCGCGUGAGCCGCGGCUCCCUGGGCCGUCGUUCUCGGCAAUUCAGCGAAGAACCUGCCGUGCCGAGCAGUCCUGUGAGUAUCCCGGCCCACAGCACCUCGGCGGCGUCUGGUGGGCAGAGCCUCUUCGCCGAGUUGAACAACGUCGACAAUAGCGAUGACGACUCGUGCGCCGGGGCUGCUACUCCUGGUCGGAGAAGCAUUCGGUCUGCCACGCCUGCGACCCCCCGUAGCGUUGUUUCCCGCCGUCAUUCGCCGCCUCCGAGGGUGCCAGCAUUACCUAGGAUCAUGGUUGACAGCGGCGUGAUGACGGAGCCCGUGGACAUUCGGCCUGUCUCUGCCAUCACUGACGGAGAGGACCUCCCCGAGGACGGCGUCAAUUCCGUUUCACGCCCCCCCAGCAUCGUCUUCCCGGCGCGACCGUUGUCGAUGGAAUCUGUGAUCGGGCCCCGCGGCUUGGGAGAUGAGCUGAGGGAUGAAGAACCGUCCAAACCUCUGGCUGCUGUCCCUUAUAAUGAUGCUAGUGUUCAAUCAGACUGGGAGAGCGGCACCACGCUGGAUCAACUGGCUUCACCGCCCUCAGCGCCAUCGGUCCUCCCGACUCUGCCGGCAUUGAGCAUCUCUUCCGUUCACGCGGAGUCCAUUGAGCCACAGUCAGAGCCUGACUCGUCUCCAAGCCCGCCGUCACUAAAAUUGUCGUCGAUCCUCUCUGAACAAACCGAGCCGGUGGCGGAGCAAGUGGAACUUCCAGUACUCACCAUGCCUCCUCCGAUUUCCGAGGACAUUGAGCCCGUCUCACAACCGGAGCCGCCGCAGCCAGAGCCGCCGAGGCUUAGUGCGAUCCUCUCUCAGAACAUUGAGCCUGUGUCCGAGCCGGAACCAUCCCUGCCGGAGCCGCCAACACUCAGUGUGCCUAUGGUUCUCUCCCAAGAGAUCGAGCCAGCGCCAUUGUCGCCGGUAGCUCUGUCGUUCUCGGCUGUCACUUCGGAGCAAGUCGAGCCGGUUGCUGACCCUGCGACUGCCCCUCCAUCGCCAAUUGCGCUCUCAUGCCCGCCUAUUCGUUGCGAAGAGGUCGAGCCGGUUGAGCUCCCUGCACCUAUCAUUGACGAGCGCACAGAGUCCGAUGUGGGUGUUCCUUCUAGCGUGAGUCUGUCCUUCUCGCCUAUCGCAUCGGAGCACGUUGAGCCCCAGAGCGAGGAGCCUAUUCCGCCCGUCAAGCUGUCAUUUGCGCCCAUCAACGUUCAAGAGGUGGAGCCCCUUCAAGAAGCCGAGACAGAGGCGCCUCCUCUGGCUCUCGCCUCCAUCCAGACGUUGGACGUGGCGCCCCGCGAAGCCCCAGCGCCUCCUCUGGCUCUCGCCUCCAUCCAGACUUUGGAUGUGGCACCCCGCGAAGCCCCAGCGCCUCCUCUCUCCGUCUCGUCGGCCCAGUCCUGGAGCAUUGAGCCGCUGGAUACCCCACCAGCCGUGCCACCCGCCCUGUCCCUUUCGGGCAUCGAGACCCAAAGCGUUGAACCCCUUCUGGCCGACAACGUCGGGGUCGCACCUGUGCUGGGAGUCUCGGGCAUCCAAUCAUGGCAUACGGAACCAGCAGAACCUCGCAGCCCCAAGCGGAAUGCAUUCAUCAUACCGCGCGACGUGGAAGGCGCAGUCAAUGGUGCACAGUCCCCUCCUCGGACUCCUCCCGCCGAUGCUGCGCCUGGUCCGAAGAAGGUCGUAGCAACCACAGACCAGGGUGCUCAAACCGCAUUAACAUCCCAGGCAAUCGAGGAGAUGCUAAGAGUGCAGACCGAGCCCUCGGGCCCCGCCGAUCUGGAGCGAAGAAACUCCCUAGGCAGCAUGGGCACUCCCUCGACUGUGAGAAUCCAUCGGCCGCGUCAAGUUAGUGUCGACGGCUCUAUGCGGGCGAAAGGCAAGAUGGCCGAUGCAGGUGCCGACGGGCUUGAAAGUUCUGUUCCCCGCAGACCUGGCAGUUCUGCGAGCGCAAUGACCUCUCUUGGCGAAGUUCCACCCCUUCCUCCAAACCACAAGGAGGUUAUCGAGGCAGCGAGGAGCGGUUCGUCGCAGGGCGGCCCAGGAACUAUCGGCCUCAUGGGUCCUCCCUUGGUCCCUGCUUCUGCUCUGAGGGCGCAGAACCAGUCUCUCAGGCCGCGCACUCCGACAGGCGCGAGGCGACCCACUUCUCCGGUGUCUCAUGCUUCUGGUCGCGGGACGCCGACACCCCGCGCUGCCGGAAGACCCGGCGCUCCUUUUGGGACAGCCGAUGUGCACGAAGUACAAUCGCUCUCAAAAGCAACUCUGCGCAGCCGAAAAUCGUCGAUCUCGUCGUUCACGUCCGAGGUCGAUACUCGGUUCAACUUGCACCAGGGAGGUGGCUUUGAGUCUCAGGGCUUUGGACCAAACACCGAUCCUCGCAUGAUCCAGGCAAUCACGCAGACCAUGAUUGGCGAGUAUCUGUGGAAGUACACGCGCAAGGCCGGCCGAGGGGAGAUGUCGGAGAAGAGGCAUCGCAGGUACUUCUGGGUCCACCCGUACACUCGGACUCUCUACUGGAGCGACCGUGAUCCUUCGACCGCUGGGCGUUCCGAGUUGAGAGCCAAGAGCGUCCAGAUUGAGGCUGUCCGGGUUGUAGCGGAUGACAACCCCAUGCCUCCGGGGCUGCACCAGAAGAGUCUGGUCAUUGUGUCGCCGGGUCGAAGCGUUAAGUUUACCUGCACAACUGGCCAGCGACACGAGACCUGGUUCAACGCGUUGUCCUAUCUGCUGCUUCGCACGGCUAGCGAGGGGCAGACGGACGCCGAGGAGAUGGCCGGCAACAUUACCAGGGAAGAUGUUGAGGAAUUCAACCCCUCGUUCGGAAGGCGCCAGGCCAAUGGCAACCGGACAGCUCCCUCUCCCUCGCUGUCGUCAUACAACUCGCGGACAGUCCGAGAUUCCCCGCCGAUGGACAUCUCGAUGAGCAUUCCCACAUUGACUCCAACGCGCUCCAAAGCUUCGCACAACCGCGCGUCCUUUGGCACUCUCAGCAGAAUCAGCGGGUAUCUGAAGGACAAUAAGCUGUCGGGGACUUUUGGGAGCAUCCGGAGCCGCAGUGCUCAAGGGCACUAUUCGUCACAAGGGGUCUAUGAGGCCAGCGAAGUGCCGGACAGCGCUGAGGAUCUCAGGCGGAUGAUCGAAAGACAGGACCGCGAGGCCGAUCGUAUCGAGAACGUCCGAGCAUGCUGCGACGGCAAGCACGAUGUCGGCACCCUCACUAAUAGUGCGAAACGGGGCCGUCAUUCUGUUGCAGGCUUCCGCUCGCCUACGCCAGGUCCUUCAACAUCGCCGACCCCCGUUGGAACUGUCAGAUCCCGGGCAUGAAUGCUUCGGCCCGUGCUUGCUCUCUGGGUCUCCUUGGAAUAUUCAAUUGCGGCGUCUCUAUCCGACAAGGCUAGCGCAUAUCAUUCCUUUCUCGUCGAUCGCUACAAGAACCGUUUUCUUUUUUCUGUUGCAUUGGGGCUUCUGUGAUGCAUACAGCGGCCAUAACACCAGGGAUUUUCAUGAC
Thermothielavioides terrestris NRRL 8126 is the source of this 5642-nucleotide messenger RNA. RefSeq lists its product as uncharacterized. NCBI's taxonomy places the organism in Eukaryota, Fungi, Ascomycota, Sordariomycetes, Sordariales, Chaetomiaceae. Gene Ontology annotation, molecular function: tubulin binding; phospholipid binding. The coding region runs from base 206 to 5458 and encodes 1750 amino acids. Gene Ontology annotation, cellular component: cell cortex; mitochondrion. The record is from RefSeq and is a predicted model, not a curated record. The transcript has 3 exons. Gene Ontology annotation, biological process: microtubule cytoskeleton organization; maintenance of protein location in cell cortex; dynein-driven meiotic oscillatory nuclear movement.